Messenger RNA from Dovyalis caffra, 636 nucleotides. Lineage: Eukaryota; Viridiplantae; Streptophyta; Magnoliopsida; Malpighiales; Salicaceae. The record is from the annotation of a GenBank genome assembly.
AUGGAUGAUCAACCCAGCCAGCAUGAAGACAAAGCUCAAGCAGACAACAUUCCUCAAACAAAUGAGGUCAAUGUUGCAACAGAACUAAAUGGAAAUCCCACUCUUCCUCGUCCUGUGGCACGUGUUAGUGCAUUUAAAGUUUAUAAUCCCCCCACUGGUCUGAAAUUGGGUUCUGGGCUUACAAGAACAACUCCACCUCAUGGCCCUUUGGUUCAAACGCCCAAACCAGACUUGGGAUCUUGCAAUUUCCUUGAAGAUGUUCAUUGUGAGCCCAUAGUUCCUUCGCGAUGUGGGUAUGGUUGCUGCGCAACGCCAAGCGGGGGUCAUCCUCCAAGCUCUUUGUUGGGGCCUGAGUUUGUUGAAUAUGAGGAGACUCCUCCAUUCUCAAGUCAAGAAUUAAUCUCAAUUGCUACAGAUUUGAACAAUAUUGCAUGGAUCAAGAGUGGCCUUGAGAAUAGCAGCACUGGGAUCCCUAGCAAUGCAGCAAGCUACAGAAUGUCUCAAGGGACUCUGGUUGGCUCACAGAUGGGAAUGUCUGAACAGAAUUUAAGAAAUGGCCAUAUGCAUUUUGAGGAGGGACGAAGCAAAUUGAUGGGCACAAUGGCAGGUGCUAUAUCAACCCAGAUGCCUGCUUGA